Molecule: messenger RNA, 1687 nt
Organism: Corylus avellana
Lineage: Eukaryota; Viridiplantae; Streptophyta; Magnoliopsida; Fagales; Betulaceae
Product: UDP-glycosyltransferase 71K1-like
Molecular function (GO): UDP-glucosyltransferase activity
Source: RefSeq, a predicted model, not a curated record
AAUUUUAGGGAAUCCGAUCUCAUACCGCUGACCAGACCAGCCUCCCAAUAAUACAGUCGUCUUUCCCAAUAAAGAAAGGAAAAGGGGAGGAAUGUGCUUUCUAUGAAAAUAGUCUCAGCCUCCUAGGGAGUUGGUACGAGGGACAGGAAAAACGAAAGAGAUCAGAAGAUGGGGCAAGUAGCAGAGCUCAUCUUCAUCCCAAUUCCAGGAAUGGGUCACCUGGUUUCCACCCUUGAAUUCGCAAAGUGCCUGCUUGAUCGUGAUGAUCGACUUUUGAUCAAAGUUCUUUCCAUCAAAUUCCCCGCUUCUCCAUUUGCAGAUGCAUACACCAGAUCACUCACCACCUCACAUGCUCGAAUCCAGCUCAUAGAUCUCCCCCAAGUAGACCCACCACCAUCGGAGUCGUUCAAAUCUCCCCAAGCCAAUAUAUGUGCUUUCAUAGAAAGCAACAUACCCAACGUCAAACAUGCUGUCACGAAGAUUUUAUCCUCUGGCUCAGCUCGAGUUGCAGCGUUAGUUCUUGAUUUCUUCUGCUUGUCAAUGAUUGAUAUUGGCGGGGAACUGGGUCUCCCUUCUUAUUUAUUCUUCACCUCCAAUGCUGGAUUUCUUGGUCUCAUGCUUUGCCUUCCAACUCGCCAUAACCAAGUGAACGGCGCCGAAUUCAGCGACGAAGAUCCUCCGUUGUUAAUCCCUGGCUUUGUCAACCCAGUUCCGGCAGCUGUUUUGCCUUCAGCUGUGUUUAACAAGGAUGGUGGCUACGCUGCUUAUAUUAAGCUUGCACAAAGAUUCAGAGAUGCCAAAGGAAUUAUAGUAAAUACGUUCACAGAGUUGGAGCAACAUGGUCUCCGCUCGUUUUCCGAUGGACAAACGCCUCCGGUCUACGCUGUUGGUCCGGUGCUUGACCUGAAGGGUCAACCGAACCCUGGUUUGGAUCGGGCUCAGCAUGACAGCAUCAUGAAAUGGCUUGAUGAUCAACCUCCAUCGUCUGUGGUGUUUCUAUGCUUUGGAAGCCGUGGGAUCUUCGGUGCAACCCAAGUGAAAGAGAUAGCUUUUGGGCUGGAGCGUAGUGGGCAGAGGUUCUUGUGGUCCUUGCGGCCGGCCGCCUCCUUGCCGUCGGACGAUGACAUCCUGCCGGAAGGUUUCUUGGAGCGGAUAGAAGGGAAGGGGAUGAUAUGUGGAGGUUGGGCGCCGCAGGUGGAGGUGCUGGCACACAAAGCAGUCGGAGGGUUUGUAUCUCAUUGCGGAUGGAACUCAAUAUUGGAGAGCUUGUGGCAUGGCGUGCCUAUUGUGACAUGGCCUAUAUAUGCUGAGCAACAGCUCAAUGCAUUCAAGAUGGUGAGGGAGUUGGGAUUGGCAAUGGAGAUGAGGUUGGACUACAGGAAUGGAGGUGGUGAUCUGGUGAUGGCUGAUGAGAUAGAGAGAGCUGUAAGAGGUGUGAUGGAUGGCGGCAGUGAGGUUAGGAAGAAGGUGAAGGAGAUGGGAGAGAAGGCUAGAAAAGCUGUAAUGGAGGGUGGAUCUUCGUUCGCUUCUAUUGGGCAAUUUAUUGAUGAUAUGAUCAUAGGCAGCAGUUGAUACCGCAUAUUGGGUUGAUUUCUCUUUGUUUGAAUUUUGCUUGUUUUUAUUGCAAUAUGUUGCUGAAAUUGCCCCGAAGUUUCAAAAAUGAAUAAUAUUACAUAUCACACUUUUA